Messenger RNA from Myripristis murdjan (pinecone soldierfish), 1940 nucleotides. RefSeq names its product aspartyl aminopeptidase (gene dnpep). Gene Ontology annotation, molecular function: aminopeptidase activity; zinc ion binding. The transcript is spliced from 15 exons. The record is from RefSeq and is a predicted model, not a curated record. Gene Ontology annotation, biological process: proteolysis. The coding region runs from base 32 to 1552 and encodes 506 amino acids. NCBI's taxonomy places the organism in Eukaryota, Metazoa, Chordata, Actinopteri, Holocentriformes, Holocentridae.
GUGCAAUAAAAACAUAUAAUUUAGCCGCGGCAUGUGGAGGUGCUGCUCCUUCACAGAGGACUGCUUUGACUUUAGCGGACAGAGAAAGAAAUCAGGCGAGGAAGAGACAGCAGGCUCGUCUGCCGCUGUGCAGUCUCUGAUCAUGAAGAGCACCAAGGAAACCGUCCAGACCGCAGCCAAAGAGUUCCUGCAGUUUGUCAACAAAGGAGUGUCUCCAUACCAUGUGGUUGAGGAGUGUAAGCGGCGUCUGCUGCAGGCCGGCUUCAUCGAGCUGAAGGAGACGGCGCAGUGGGACAUCGCGCCCUCCAGCAAGUAUUUUGUGACCAGGAACUACUCGAGCCUCAUCGCCUUCGCUGUGGGCGGACGCUACCAGCCAGGAAACGGUUUCUCCAUGAUCGGAGCUCACACAGACAGUCCCUGUCUGAGGGUGAAGCCGAGGUCCAAGCGGACCAAGCAGGGCUGUCUGCAGGUCGGGGUGGAGUGUUACGGCGGCGGUAUCUGGAACACCUGGUUCGACCGCGACCUGACCAUCGCCGGUCGCGUCAUGGUUAAGAGCGAUGACAAGCUCGUCCACCGGCUCGUCCACGUGCCGCGGCCGCUGCUGCGCAUCCCUCACCUGGCCAUCCACCUGCAGAGAGACAUCAACGACUCCUUCGGCCCCAACAAGGAGAACCACCUCGUGCCCAUCCUUGCCACUGCGGUCCAGGAGAAGCUGGAGACGGGCUCUGCUUCCAACGGCGACGCCGUCAACGCCACCAACACGGCAGAGAAGCACCACCCGGCGCUGGUGAAGGUUUUGUGCUCGGAGCUUGGCGUCCAGCCUGAAGCCCUGCUGGACUUUGAGCUGUGCCUGGCCGACACGCAGCCCGGGGCGUUGGGCGGUGUGUACGAAGAGUUCAUCUACUCUCCUCGUCUGGACAACCUGCACAGCUGCUACUGCGCCCUCCAGGGGUUGUUGGAGUCGUGUUUGGGCGACUCGCUGGACACAGAUCCCAACGUCCGCAUGAUCACACUGUACGACAACGAAGAGGUGGGCUCAGAGAGCGCUCAGGGUGCCCAGUCCAACCUGACGGAGCUGAUCCUGAGCCGGCUGGCCUCGUCCCCCAGUAACCUCACGGCCUUCCAGCAGGCGGCGCCGCGCUCCUUCAUGAUCAGCGCGGACAUGGCACACGCCGUGCACCCAAACUACCAGGAGAAACAUGAAGAGAACCACAGACCAUCUUUCCACAAUGGCCCCGUCAUCAAGUUCAACAGCAACCAGCGCUACGCCACCACCGCCGUCACCGCCUCCAUCGUCAGAGAGGUCGCCACCCGGGUCAGCGUGCCUCUCCAGGAUGUGUUGGUGCGUAACGACAGCCCGUGUGGAACCACCAUCGGCCCCAUCCUGGCGGCCCGGCUCGGCAUCCCGGUGCUGGACAUCGGCGCCCCGCAGCUCUCCAUGCACUCCAUCAGGGAAAUGUGCUGCACCUCCAGUGUCCUGCAGAGCACCACCCUGUUCAAGGGCUUCUUUGAGUUUUUCCCCACGGUGAGAAGCAUGGUGGUCGUCGACUAAAGCCGUGAGGCCUCGACAUGAAAAACCCCAGGAGGUCACAGCUGGACAGAACAGAGACGCUGCAUCCAAAAUGUCAUUUUUAACGGGAGUUUGUGUUACUUGUCGACUCAGGAUACCUUUACCGAACACCUACUAGUGCAACAAAUGUUGAAAUGUUGCCUGGAGAAGUAACCCAAAUGUGUGUCCUCCUAAACUAGACCUGUAUGUUGAAAAUGAUGCAUUUUAUUUUUUUAAACCUGUGCUAUUUCUCUGUGUUGUAAACCCUGGCCAGCAUAAAUGCGCUCACACACUUUUCAAUGAACAUAAACAUGCAAACACACACAUGCACUUAAUCUUUCUUAUGAACUGAUAUUGCGUAGAAAAUAAUAAAAUAUUGAAUUAUUAUUAC